Molecule: messenger RNA, 3612 nt
Organism: Penicillium antarcticum
Lineage: Eukaryota; Fungi; Ascomycota; Eurotiomycetes; Eurotiales; Aspergillaceae
Exons: 1
Coding region: 1-3612 (1203 amino acids)
Molecular function (GO): catalytic activity; nucleic acid binding
Source: RefSeq, a predicted model, not a curated record
AUGGGGCAUCACAAGUGGACAAAGAUGGUGCCCUCCACCUGGAGGGAAGGGAGAUGGGCGAUCCGGAGCAUGCUCUGGGUCAACAAAGAAGUCGAAGCAGAGCAAGUCCCUAUGGAUUCUCCAGACAUCACAGCAGCGGUGAUUAGGCUCCCCGAGCGAGUGGUCUUCACGGCAUCAGUCUACGUAGAAGGGGGCAAUGUCUCCGCUUUGGACGAUGCGUGCAGUCGUUUACGCGGUGCGAUCACGAAGGUACGACGGGACACCGGUGCGGUGGUCGAUAUUUUGAUCAUGGGGGACUUCAACCGACACGAUCAACUUUGGGGUGGAGAUGAGGUGUCGCUGGGAAGACAAGGGGAAGCGGAUCCGAUCAUCGACCUCAUGAAUGAGUUCGCGCUCAGUAGCUUGCUCAAACGCGGCACCAAGACAUGGCAUGGCGGCGGACAAAGUGGAGACUGCGAGUCUACCAUCGAUCUAGUCCUAGCUUCAGAGAAUUUGACGGAAUCCAUGACGAAAUGUGCUUUACUCGAGACAGACCACGGCUCUGAUCACUGCGCCAUUGAGUCCGUGUUCGACACCCAGUGGUCGGGCCCAAAGCACCAAGAGCGACUUUUACUGAAGAAUGCACCAUGGAAGGAGAUUAACGCCAGGAUUCAAAUGGCUCUAGCCACCCUUCCGUCGGAGUGCACUGUACAGCAGAAAACGGAUCGGCUGAUGGCGGCAGUUUCGGAAGCGGUGCACGCUUUAACACCGAGAGCGAAAGCAUCACCCCAUGCGAAGCGAUGGUGGACAACUGACCUCACUCAACUCCGUCACAUAUACACGUACUGGAGAAACCGCGCUCGCUCCGAGCGACGGGUAGGUCGAAGAGUACCUCGGCUUGAAAUGAUGGCCCAGGAUGCGGCCAAACAAUACCACGAUGCCAUCCGCAAACAAAAGAAGAAGCACUGGAACGAUUUUCUCGCAGACAACGACAACAUCUGGAAAGCCGCCAAGUACCUCAAGUCGGGGGACGACGCCGCGUUCGGGAAGAUUCCGCAGCUCCUCAGAGCAGAUGGAACUACUACCAACGAUCACAAGGAGCAAGCGGAGGAACUGCUAUCCAAGUUCUUCCCGCCUUUGCCAGAGAACAUCGACGAGGAAGGAGUGAGACCACAAAGAGCGCCUGUAGACAUGCCAGCCGUGACUAUGGAGGAGAUAGAGCGGCAGCUGUCAGCGGCCAAGUCGUGGAAGGCACCUGGUGAAGACGGCCUACCGGCGAUCGUUUGGAAGAUGACGUGGCCCACAGUCAAGUACAGGGUCCUCGAUCUCUUUCAAGCCUCGUUGCAAGAGGGCACAGUGCCAAGACAGUGGAGACACGCGAAGAUCAUACCGCUCAAGAAGCCGAACAAAGAUGAUUACACCAUUGCAAAGGCAUGGAGGCCUAUCUCACUCCUUGCGACACUCGGAAAGAUACUCGAAUCGGUGGUCGCAGAGAGGAUCUCGCACGCGGUGGAGACGCAUGGACUGCUCCCGACGAGCCAUUUUGGGGCCCGAAAGCAGCGGUCCGCAGAGCAAGCACUGGUGUUCCUGCAGGAGCAAAUCUAUGCGGCGUGGCGCGGCCGGCGAGUGCUGAGCUUGAUCAGCUUCGAUGUCAAAGGAGCCUACAACGGAGUAUGCAAAGAACGACUGCUCCAGAGGAUGAAAGCCCGAGGCAUACCACAGAUCCUGCUUCGUUGGGUUGAGGCCUUCUGCUCGGAACGAACGGCGAACAUCCUGAUCAACGGGCAAGUAUCUGAAACUGAAAGCUUGCCACAAGCCGGGCUGCCGCAGGGCUCGCCCCUGUCUCCGAUUCUAUUUCUUUUCUUCAACGCAGACCUCGUGCAAAGACAGAUCGACAGCCAGGGAGGAGCAGUCGCUUUCGUGGAUGGUUUUACCGCGUGGGUGACCGGUCCGACCGCGCAGAGUAACCGGGAAGGAAUUGAAGCCAUCAUCAACGAGGCGCUCAACUGGGAAAAGAGAAGUGGAGCGACCUUUGAAGCGGACAAGACGGCUAUCAUACACUUUGCUCCCAAGAUGCGCAAAUCGGACCAUGAGCCGUUCACCAUCAAGGGGCAGACGGUGGUACCAACAGACCACGUCAAGAUCCUGGGUGUCGUGAUGGACACAAGACUCAAGUACAAGGAACAUAUUGCGAGGGCAGCGUCCAAGGGUCUUGAAGCAACGAUGGAGCUUCGGCGACUCCGUGGUCUAUCCGCAGCGACUGCGCGGCAGCUCUUCACGUCAACGGUGGCACCGGUCGUAGACUACGCCUCCAAUGUCUGGAUGCACGCAUGCAAGGAUAAGGGCAUGGGACCAAUCCACCGAGUCCAGAGAGUAGGCGCACAAGCCAUUGUGGGGACAUUUCUUACGGUCGCGACUAGUGUCGCAGAGGCGGAGGCUCACAUAGCUACUGCGCGGCGUCGAUUCUGGAAACGAUCCGUGAAAAUGUGGACAGACAUCCACACCUUGCCGGGAACCAACCCUCUCCGCCGGUGUACAGAUCAGAUCAGAAAGUUCAGAAGAUACCACCGCUCACCGCUGUAUCAUGUAGCCGAUGCGCUUAAGCACAUCGACAUGGAGACUUUGGAGACGAUUAACCCCUUCACGCUUGCCCCGUGGGCGGAACGCGUGCAGACCGAUGGUGGUGAACAGCUUGAGGGCCCGGCCGAAGCGGGCGGGUGCAUGCAGGUCGCGGGUAGCAGUUCGGCACGGAACGAGCUGGUGGGUUUUGGAGUGGCCCUCGAGAAGCGACCACCUCGAAAUCGAAAGCUCAAACACAAAACGCUAUCCAUCACCUUGGCCGCAAGAGCAGAGCAGAAUCCAUUCUCUGCGGAACUGGCAGCCAUGGCACACGUAUUGAGCACGGUGCCAGGGCUGAAAGACUACAGGAUCACACUGCUCACAAGCAACAAAGCGGCGGUUCUCACACUCAGAAACCCUCGACAGCAAUCUGGCCAGGAAUUUGUCUGUCGGAUAUACAAGUUGAUUAAAAGGUUGCAGAGAAACCGAACCCAUGUUCAAUUUCGCUGGGUUUCUGCCAGUGAAGACAACAAGCUGCUAGGCCUGGCUAAAGUACAGGCUAGAGCCGCGACACAAGAAGACGCCCUCCUACAAGAAAGCGCCCCAAGGAUGAAAUCGACCACACUGAAUCUCGCACGGUCUCAAGCAGUCCCCAGAAAUACCUUGCCAGCGGACGUCGGAAAGCACGCCAAACGAGUAGAUGCAGCACUUCCAGGAAAACACACGCGACUGCUGUAUGAUCGCUUGUCAUGGAAGGAAGCGACCGUGCUAGCCCAACUCCGGACGGGCAUGGCGAGACUGAAUAGAUACCUCUAUCGAAUCAACGCGGCCGCCACUGAUCAGUGUGCAUGCGGACAGGCCAAGGAAACUGUGGAGCACUUCCUCUUUCGAUGUCGGAAGUGGACCGCACAUCGGACGGAGAUGCUACAAUGUACCGACAUCCACCGAGGGAAUCUAUCCUUCUACCUGGGAGGGAAGUCGCCCUCCGACGAUCAAAGGUGGACGCCAAACUUAGAGGCAGUACGGGCCUCAAUACGAUUCGCCAUAGCCACAGGCCGCCUCGAGGCCACUUAA